AUGUCAUAUAAUCCUUAUAACAAUUUUGAUAACAAUAACAUUAGAAGAGAGCUGCCGAAGCCCACUUCUUCUGGAGUUUUGGGAGGUAACGGAAAUUAUGAAUCAUCAAAUCGUGAUUCCUACAAUAAUAGUAAUUACAUGACUAACAACUAUCAUCAAAAUAUACGUGGACAUACUAUUCCUAAUAACAACAAUUCUAAUAAUAAUUUUUCCCCUUACCAAGCUACCAGUAACAUGACCCAAACUGAAUAUAAUUAUCAGCAAAAUUUAUAUGCGCAGAAUGGCCCAAUGUUAUAUAAUCAACAAUGGACUAAUCAGUUGAAUCAUCCUCCACCAGGAGCAUAUUUUGGUGCCAAUACAGGAAAUCCCAGUAAUGCUUAUGCUAGAGGUUAUUAUGGCAAAGGAUCUUCACCAAUAUACCCGACAGUUCCAGUUUCAAAUUCAUCAGGAGAUAGUAUUGGGCAAAAAAGGACAUGUGAAUUUGAACGAGAAGUGGAAAUAAAUAAGAAGAGAACAGAGUGUAUAGAUGCAACUGAAAAGCUCACAGAGACUGUAGUCAAAGCAAUUGAAUUGAAUGCAGCAGUAUUACACCAGAAAUCAAUCAUUGAAGAGCAGGAACAAAAUAUUCCAAGGUUAAUACCUUUUAAAGAAAGUAACUCUGUAAAUGCUACUAAUAAAAGUGACACUAAUGAAGUGGAAUCAUCUGAAGCGGAUGACAACUCAAGUUCCGAUAGUUCUGCAGAUGAACUCUCUAGCGAAGAUAAAGCUAAGCCAAUAUUGGAUGAUUCAGAUGUUGAAGCUGAUACAGAAAACAAUAAGAUAGUUACUGUUCCAGGAACAAAUAUUUCACUAAUCACUGAUGAAGAUAUAGAAAAAUGGAAAAAGGAAAGAAGGAAGAUGUGGUUGUUAAAAAUAUCUAAUAAUAAGGAAAAGCAUAUCGAAGAUAUGGGUAUCAAAGCUGAAGAUUUAAAGGGAUCUAAUAGCAUAUUUAAGGAAACGAAAAAGAAUAAAGAGUUCAUUCAAAAGAUCAAUAAUCAAGUAACGAGAACCAAUCCAAAGUCAAAUUUGAAUAUGAAAAUUAUCCAAAGAGAAAUGCUUAAAGAGAAUUCCAAGAUAUUGGAUUUUAUUAAAGAACUAGGGGAUGCACAUUUAUUAGACUAUGAAUUAACUGAGUCAGAGAAACUGCAAUUGUUUGGAAGCGUGAAUGAUCAGAAGAACAGACGAAAUGACUUCAACUGGAAUAAAGGAAGAAACAGUUUCAAAAAUAAUAAUCAAAAAUCUCCAAGAGAUGCUAAACCUAGAUCAGCCAAAUAUGCAAAAAAUAAUGAGUAUUUAUUUUAA
Tetrapisispora phaffii CBS 4417 is the source of this 1341-nucleotide messenger RNA. It is a transcript of the gene RSA1, whose product is annotated as Rsa1p. The transcript has a single exon. Lineage: Eukaryota; Fungi; Ascomycota; Saccharomycetes; Saccharomycetales; Saccharomycetaceae. The coding region runs from base 1 to 1341 and encodes 446 amino acids. The record is from RefSeq and is a predicted model, not a curated record.